ACAUCUUUACAUAUCAUAUGCCUAGGACACUUAAUUUAUUUUUAUUUUUUAUUUCAGCCGCCUAAAAAGGAUACGAAAGGGUCCUCAAAGCAGCCACAAAAAACACAGAAGAAGAAGGAGGGAGGAUCUGGUGGCAAAGCCAAAAAGAAGAAGUGGUCCAAAGGAAAAGUACGUGACAAGUUAAAUAACCAGGUGUUGUUUGACAAAGGCACAUAUGAGAAGUUACUGAAAGAAGUACCACAAUACAAAUUGAUCACACCAUCCAUCGUUAGUGAAAGACUAAAGAUUCGUGGAUCCCUUGCCAGGAGGGCCCUGAUCGAGUUGCAACAGAAAGGACUCAUUAAACAAGUUGUACAGCAUCAUGCGCAAUUAAUUUACACGCGUACUACCAAGGGUGACGAUCCGGCUGCGUAACUCUUACGCAAUGUAUAAUUUUGUUUAAUAAAAAGUAUUUGUAAAUCCAUA
Messenger RNA from Megachile rotundata (alfalfa leafcutting bee), 465 nucleotides. It is a transcript of the gene RpS25, whose product is annotated as ribosomal protein S25. The record is from RefSeq and is a predicted model, not a curated record. Lineage: Eukaryota; Metazoa; Arthropoda; Insecta; Hymenoptera; Megachilidae.